Molecule: messenger RNA, 639 nt
Organism: Opisthorchis viverrini
Lineage: Eukaryota; Metazoa; Platyhelminthes; Trematoda; Opisthorchiida; Opisthorchiidae
Exons: 5
Coding region: 1-639 (212 amino acids)
Biological process (GO): methionyl-tRNA aminoacylation
Molecular function (GO): ATP binding; methionine-tRNA ligase activity
Source: RefSeq, a predicted model, not a curated record
AUGGAACCACACCUGGGGCAUGCUUAUACACUAUGUCUUGCGGAUGCCUGGGCUCGUUACGCGGAGAUUCGAGGGCAUCCUGCCCUGUCUCCUUUCAGUUAUCCGUCAACAAGUCGUUUGAAGUCUCUUGUGAAGUCCAAUGUGCCGCCACAGAGUCUAUUGUCUGCGGGAACUGAUGAGCACGGGAUGAAGGUUAAGCUGGCCGCUCAGAAAGCAUCGCUAUCUCCCAAGGAAUACUGUGAUCAGAUUUCACCUCUGUUUCAGUCACUGUGCGAAGUGUUUUCAGUCAAUGUAAAGGAUUUUAUUCGUACCACAGAGGAUCGACAUCGUCAUGCUGUGGAAGAGUUUUGGCGACAUUUGGAUAAGAGUGGCCAGCUGUAUCAAGCCACCUAUGCUGGCUGGUAUUCCACUUCCGACGAAGCUUUCUAUACUGAGCGGGAGCUCACACAAACAAAGCCAUCGGUUUCUGUCCAGUCAUCUACGAAAUCUUCACCCACAAUACCUACCGUAGACAAUGAACCCGUCUACGUGGUAACGGAAACCGGAAAUCCUGUGGAGCGGGUAGAAGAAACCAAUUUUAUGUUUCGUCUGACUUCCUUCAAAGACCCCUUACACAAAUGGUUGGAUUCUGGGGGUUAG